Rattus norvegicus (Norway rat) is the source of this 7605-nucleotide messenger RNA. NCBI's taxonomy places the organism in Eukaryota, Metazoa, Chordata, Mammalia, Rodentia, Muridae. The record is from RefSeq and is a predicted model, not a curated record.
AUGGGUGUGUAUUAGUGCCUUUUCUGUCGCUGUGAUAAAACACAGUGUCUAAGGCACUUCAUAAAAGAUUUUAAUUUUGCUUACAGUUUCAGAGGAGGAUGGGAUCACCAUCAAAGUGGCAACACUAUUGUCACAAACUCUCUUCAGAUGUGCUGUUAUCUAACCUGAAAUGGAUGUCAAUCAUUAGUCAAGGCUACAUUUUAACUCCUGAUUCUCAUGUGUCAGCCUCCUGAAUACAAGAUAAAAUAUAGAAUAUGUACCCUAAUGUGUGCUCCAUUAUCAACACAUUUUAACAGUUCUAAUGUUAAAAUGUUCAAUAGAAGGGAAUAUAGCAAACAUUGUAUUCUUCAUAUGUAUUCAAAAUAGUUUUUCAUCUAUCUGCCAGAGAUAUAAUGAAGUAAGAUGAUUCGCCAUCAGCUGUAUAUCCCACAGCAUAGCUUCCCUGUUGUGGAUGUGCACAUAGCAUUUGAUGCCUCUUCAUGUUCCCAUUGUUACCAUUGGGCACUUCAACUUGAAGUGUGCCUUCCAGGGGGAUUAGAGAUGCUAGAUAAUGAAAUAGCACCAAGAGUUAUUUUUAAUAAAGCAUUUCUUCUCUCUCUCUCUCUCUCUCUCUCUCUCUCUCUCACUACCCUCUCCCCCUCUCUCCUUCUCUCCCUCUCUCCCUCUCUCCCUCUCCCUCUCCUUGUGCCAGUGUGUGUGUGUGUGUGUGUGUGUGCGUGCGUAUGUAUGUAUGUAUGUAUGUAUGUAUGUAUGUAUGUAUGUAUGUAUAUAAUGUGAUUAUGGGUUUUUAAGCCAUGACAGGUAUGUGGAGACUGGAUAACAACAUUAUAUACUUUGGCCAUUUUUUAUGAUUAUCAAGGUGAGGUUACCAGCAUUGUAUACCUUAGACAUUUCCUACUGAGCCAUCUUGUUGAUGUGCAAAUAAUAUUAGCUGUAACAUUACAACAUUACAGCAGUAAAAUAUUGUCUUCUUUUUCAGACUGUAAAGAGGAAGUCAUUUUUUGCUAUUGUCAUUUCCAUAAGAAUAAGCAGCCUAGUUUUGGGAAUCGCAUCCACAGGCAGGGAACAGAGUCAGGCACUCUCCCUGCUCUAGUUCUUGAGGAUCUUGCUUGAAUAUCAAGCUGCACAUAUGCUACACAAUACAAGCCCAUGAGUGCUCUUUGAUUGGUGGUUCAGUCUCUGGGGACACCCAAGUGUCCAGGUCAGUUGACUCUGUUGUUCUACUGUGGAGUUCUUAUGCACUCUGGGUUUCCCAAUCCCCCAUGCAAAUCCUCCACAAGACUGUUGGAGCUCUCUCUAAUGUUUGGGGGUUAGAUUCAACUUAUACAGUUGCUGUCUGGAGCCUGUAAGAAGACACUUACGUUAGGUUCUGGUCUAUAAGCAUGACCAUAUCGUUGACAGUGUCAGGGAUUGCUUCUUGUCCAUGGGAUGGGUGUGAAGUCAUUGGUAGGUUAUGCCCUCAGGCUCUCCUCCUUCAUUGUUUAUGCACCGCCUGUAGGCAAAAGGUUUUGUAAGUGAGUUGGUAUCAACAUUUCUUCACUAGGGGUUUUGUUUGACUACAGGAGGUGGUCACCUCAGGCUCCAUAUCACCCAGUGCUAGGAGUGAGUCUCAGCUACAGUCAUCCUCCUGGACUCCCUACAGCCUUCCCCCAUUCCACAUCUCUGCCACAUCCUAGAGAUGUCCUCCAUCAGCCUGCAGCUGCAGCUCUCCACCUCUUCCCCCUGCAAUGUUCCCCCAGCCUUCCCCUCACGUCCCCUCUCCCACACAGUUGCCCCUCUCCCACACAGUUGCCCCUCUCCAUUCACAACUAAAGACUGCUAUUUCCCCCUCUGAGUGAGAGUCAAGCAUUGUUCCUUUUACCCUUGUAAUUUAGCUUCUUUGUGUCUGUGGAUUGUACCAUGGCGAUCCUAUAAUUUGUGGCUAAAAUCCACUCAUAAGUGAGUACAAUUGAGGUAUGUCCCUUUGAGUCUAGGUUAUCUCACUAGGUUGUCUGAUUUUUUUAUAGUUUAAUCCAUUAUUUUUCCUUGUUUUAAUAUCUGAAUAGCAGUCUAUUGUACAAAUUACAUUUUUUAACUGUUCUGUUGAAGGACAUCUGGAUGGUUUCUACAUUCUGACUAUUACAAAUAAAGCUAUUAUGCACAGAAUGGAGCAUGGAUCCUAUGGUAUGGUGGAACAUAUUUUGGGUGUAUGCUCAGGAGUUGUAUGGCUGGGUCAUGAGUAGAAUUAUUCCUAGUUUUCUGAGAAACCACCAGAUUAAUUCGCAGAGUGGUUGUACAAUUUUGUACUCCCACCAGCAUGGAGAAGUGUCCUCUUUGCUAUACACCCUCACCAGCAUGUGCUGUCCCUUGAGUUUAUCUUGGCCAUUCUGAUGGGUAUAAAGAUAAAUAUUAGUGUUAUUUUUAUUUACAUUUCCCUGAUGACUAAGGACAUUGAACAUUUAAGUGUUUCUCAGCCAUUAGGGAGUCCUCUUUUGAGAAUUCUCCAUUUAGCUCUGUACCCCAUUGUAAAUUGGGUUAUUGGAUUUGUUGGUGUCUAACUUCUUGCACUCCCUAUGUAUUUUGGAUUUUAGCCCUCUUUUGGAUGUCAGUUGCCAUUCUGUAGUCUUCUACUUUGUCCUAUUGUUGGUGUCCUUUUCCUUUUCAGUUUCUUGUGGUUUUCUUUAUUUAUUGAUCUUAGUGACUGAAACAUUGAUGUUCUGCUCACAAAGUUUUUUCCUAUACCAGAAUGGAUGCCUAUGCUCAAUUUUCUAUUCUAUUAGAAUCAGUGUAUCGUGAUUUAUGUUGAGGUCUUUGAUCCAUUAGACUGGAUUUUUGUGCAGUGACAAAUAGGCAUUUAAUUGCAUUGUUCUACACACAAAAAUCCAAAAAGAUCAGCCUCAGCUGUUGAAGAUACUUUCCUUUUUAAAAAAAACAUUUAUUUUAUGUAUACAAUUAUCAGACACAGCAGAAGAGGGCAUUGAAUUCCAUUACAGAUGGCUCUGAGCCACCAUGUGGUUGCUGGGUAUUCUCAGGAGUUUACAGCAGCUCCUUGUAAAAAAGGACACUGUCUGAGAUCCUGAGAAGCAGGAGACACAUCCCUCCAGGUGACCUGUAAUUUGGAAUAAGGGACUGUGUGCAGUAGGCCAGGAUGUCUAUUUUAUUAGACAUUAGAUAUUAGAAUGUCUAUUCCAGCUUGUUUCUUGGGUCACUUGCAUAGAAAACCUUUUUCCAGCCCUUUUUAUACUGAGGUUGUGUCUACUGUUGGUGCUGAGGAGUGUUUCCUUAUAUGUAGCGAAGUGAAAGAUCUUGUUUAUACAUAUACUUUGUUAACCUGCGUCUUUAUAUUGGGGGAGUUGAGUCCAUUGGUGUUGAGAGAUAUACAUGGCUAAGGAUUGUUAGUUCCUGUUAUUUUGACAUUAGUGAUAAUACUAUGUGUGUAUGCAUAUAUCUCUAUCUAUCUAUCUAUCUAUCUAUCUAUCUAUCUAUCUAUGUAUUUAUCUAUAUGUGUGUGUGUGUGUGUGUGUGUAUCCCACAGACACAGUGAUUCUACCACCACGCUUUCACUUUCAGACAAGCACAGCCUUUUCUUGGGAGGGGUAAAAACUGACAGGAAGUUUUUCAACACAAAGUUAUUCUCUUCUCUCUCGGCUCUCUUUCCUUCUCACUUGAUCACAGCUCGAGGCUGCACAUACUCUGCAUUCUUUUGUACACUCUGCUUUAUCCUGUGUGCUCUUUCUCUUUUUUUCUCAAAAUUUCACACGCCUACACACCUCUACUCAACUCUCACUCCCACACACUCUUCAUAACACCUCACACACCACUCACAUAUAUACUUCUUCACACACACCUCACACUCUCUCUUCAGUCACUUUUCACAUGCUCUUUUCAUUCUCUCUCUCUCUCUCUCUCUCUCUCUCUCUCUCUCUCACACACACACACACACACACACACCCCUCACUCUCUACUUGCUCUCCAAUUGCUCUUCAUAUGCUCACACAUGCUCUCCACAUUCACCUCACUCGCUAUCUCUAGCCUUUCUCUUGCCCCAGUCUUUUAUUGACUCCAAAACCAGGUAAAAAAGACAUUGUAUAAUCAUUGCCAAAUCAAAUUUAGAAUAACCACAUCCUACAAAGAAUUAAGAAUUACAAUUGUUCCCCAAAGUUGCAAGCUUCCCCUAGUCCCAGGCCUGUAGCCAAACUAAUAAUAAUUGCAAAGUUAUCAUUAUUUAAACGUUACCUUUUGACUUACUGUACUUCAGAGCUCAAAGCUCUGAGGUCAGCUACUUGCAUUUUCCUGUCAAGCUCUAAUGAUAUAUGACAGGACCAAAGCUGCCAGGCAAUGGUCAGAAAGAAUCAAGUUAACUCUUUACUCAGCAGUCCCACUAGCUUUCUGCUCCUGCCCAUUGCACACAAUGAUUCUCUUCAGAGUCCCAGUGUUUUGACUUAGCUGUGCUAGUAUAAGAUUUUACAUAUUCUAUACUUUCUUAUCCAGGAACCACUCUCAAAUGUUGUGCAAAACUUAUUUCAUAACUUGAAUAGUUUUUUUCCCUUUUUCGGGGAUCCCAAUGUUUGCUUUAAUUCAUUUUCUAAUAAUUUCUUCACACUUUCUUUGCAAGUCAAGCAUUAGCCUGUAACUACCAUUGUGCAAUUAUUAGAUUGUUUCCAAGAUGAGAACACAUAGCAUUCACCUAGGCCAUUAGGACUGUGCUGUGCUGUACCCCUAAGCCUCAAUUUUUAAUUGUUUAAGAAUCAUUACAUCAGGGAACAUUUAGUUUCAUAGAAUUCACCAGAGCAGAAGGAAAAAGAAAUAGGAAAGCCAGAUAUAAUAGGAUAAUUAUGCACACCAAGGCCCACUGUAAAGAAGUCACACACAAAUGAAAUCUAUAAAGUCGUAGUCCAGGGCUUUGAUUAGGAGAAAUGGAAACAACUGUUUUUUACAAAGAGCUGUCCUGGAGACUGAGAUGUCUCUUUCCUGGCCUACUGCAGGCAGUCCCUUAUUUCAGAUGGUGGAUCCCCUGGAGGGAUGUGUUGCCUGCUUCUCAGGAUCCUAGACAGUCAGCACUUUUUUUUUAAACAAGGAGCCUGUUGAUUGUCUUUCAGCUCUAGGCAUGGGCAGGAAUCAGAAGGGUCCUGUCCCUGAUUGUUCCUAGGUCCUUGCACCCAGAAGGCACAGUUGGUACUAGGUGAUUCCCUCUUGGGUCUGGAAUGUGGGAAGAGGGUUGUCUCCUCUGAUUUCUCAGGAGUGUCUGCACUUCUGAGGAUCCAGCUCUCUCUCCCACAGGAUUUGGGUGCAGGGAGUUCUUUGGCCGGUUCAGUUCAGUCCUUCGGGCAUACCAGAACGGCAGGUACCGGGGACUGACUGGUUCCUGUUUUCCUGUGUCCAGAAGCACUGUGCAGUUUCCCGUUGGACCAGGGAUGUGGGCAGGAGUAUGCAGAAGUGGCAGUCUGUCCUACAGUCUCAGGGUGUCUGACCUCAGGUUUUUUUAUUCUAUGGAUUUUUGUGGUGUCCUUGACCCCUCUUGAGAAAUACAAAAUAGAAAACUAGUCCCUAGAACUUUUGCCAGUCUGAUAUUUAACGUGUCCUGGGAGUGUUGUCUGAUGACCGACUCAUUGAUGGGUCCAGGAAGCAAACUCUAAUGAGAAUGAUGAGUCAGGGACUGGGUUCCAUCUUUUUUCACAGCCAUCAGGAUGAACAGGAUCAUGAAGAGGCUCGUUUUCACGGUGUGCCCCGGGAACCUCUUUUGUGAUCUAGCAUUCAGCCUGUAAAGUGGGACAAUGGAUGUCAUAUCACUCCUCUGUAUCUGUUUCCUGCCAACCUUAGGAUGGGCAAAGGGAUACUGGAAGGCUGAGAUGCUAGUCAAUGGGGGAUUUAUCAGACGCUGGUACUGAUGAAAGAGAAGGAACUAUCACUCCAGCUGGACUGGUUAACAUCAGCUUUUAGCAUUUCCAGAGUUCAGCAGUCCCACAGGUGAUCCCUGGAUCCCUGGAUGGAGUCUGUCAGCCAGGUGAAAGAGUGCUGAGAUGAGUGCAGACUCGCAACAGAAAUUGAAAUUGUCUAGUAGUUGAGGAAGGUAAGAAAUCCCAACACCAAGGGGAAAAUCCCAUUUUUAAGAAUAAGCAGGGGUUUUGUCCCAGUCACCAUCAACCUCAGUUGCAGCUGUGCCUUGCUCCUCAACUUGGCACUAAUGCCUACAGAGACAGAGAGAUGCAUUGAGUCCCUGAUUGCUCUUUUCCAAAAGUACAAUGGGAAGGAUAAAAAUAGCUGUCAACUCUCCAAAACUGAGUUCCUUUCCUUCAUGAACACAGAGCUGGCCACCAUUAGGAAGAACCAGAAAGACCCCAGUGUCUUUGACUGCAUGAUGAAUAAGCUGGACCUCAACAGUGAUGGGCACCUAGAUUCCCAAGAGUUUCCCAACUUUAUUGGUGGCUUAGCUAUAGCAUGCCAUGAGUCUUUCCUUCAGACUUCCAAGAAGAAUAUCUAACCCUGUCCAUUCACUUCCUGCCAGCAAGUCAUCACCUUCUGCACCCCCACACCCCAUCCACACCUGGGCUAAGCCUACCACACAUACCACACAUGCAGCCCACACCUGAUUGGGAAAAUAAAACAAUGUCAUUUUUUAAUGUAAAAAAAUUAAGCAGGGAUGCUGAUCUGGAGUCCAUUUAAUCUGUGGUAGGCAGAUCCACGUCUGUGGUUUCUUGAUUUCCUGAAGUUUGUGCUAACUUUUGCUUACUAAAGGAUAAACAUAAUUUCUUGCCAUUGUAUUGAAAUCCAUGUUUUAGAAACAGUAAGUAACUUGUGUUUGUUAUAAACUAGAAGUAAACUCAUGCCUCUAAGACCUAGUAAAAGAUAUAGGCUUAAAAGCCACAGAACAUGGGUUCGAUCCCCAGCUCCGAAAAAAAAGAACCAAAAAAAAAAAAAAAGCCACAGAACAUUUUCUUGUCCUGACAGAAAGCCACAUACGAAGCUUGAACAGAGAAGUUUUUAGCAGAAGUAGAAGCAUCUUUUUGUUUGUUUAUAUUCAAAACACAACCAAAUUGAAAUGAACAUCUUGAGCUUGUGGCUGAAAUGAAAACUGCCAGCGUUCCAUUAUCUUAUCAGAACUCCAUUGUUCAAUGAUACUUUUUUUCUUUUUUUCUUUUUUUUUUUUUUGGAGCUGGGGACCGAACCCAGGGCCUUGCACUUGCUAGGCAAGCGCUCUACCACUGAGUUAAAUCCCCAACCCAUUGUUCAAUGAUAAAAUUUGGAAUUUGAAAUAGCAAUAGUAUGCAGUGGAAAUAUGAACCCUUUCCCAUUUUUUAUACCUUUCUUAUAUCUCUAUAACUUCAUAUGCCUUAAAAUAAUGUUUUAGAACCUAAAAUAAUUAUAACUUUCAUUUACCAACUUUAAACAUCUUUCAUCUGAAGCAUUUUUAUUUUUAAAUCACCGAUUCAAGUUGCUUUACAUCCUCUAAUUUUCAUUACUUGCAUUUAUCAAUCUCAAACAUUUUCCAUAAAUGUUUUUCUAAGACAUUAAGUGAGUUCAAAUUUUAUAUUUUUUCCCACCAAUAAUUUAGUAUGAGGUGUGGGUGGUUGGGUGGAAGAACAUCCUCAUACAAGAAGCGGGGGGUAGGGGAUUUAUGGAUGGGAA